AUGUCUAUAGAAGAAAGUGAACAGCUCUUCGAGAUACUCAAGGAGCUCAGCCCUAGAGAACAAGCCAUUAUUCGACCUGUACUGGAACGAGACUUGGAAUUUCAACGAAGGGAAAAAGCACGAUUACGGCAGUUGAAAUCAUAUGUGGAAAUGGCAGAAGUUCAACCGAUGGUCGUCAGAAAACGAGCGCCCACUAGCUACCCCCUUACUCAAAGCAUCUCAUCGGAUAGUAUGAUUAGUCUCGGUUCGUCACGGAGUAAUAAACCUAGACCAACACCGAAUACACCGCCAGCCCGGUCGUGCUAUCACUGCCAUUGCCGUCUCGGCUUGAUAUUCAACGCCGGCACUCGUUGUGCACAAUGUGGACGUCUCCUUUGCAAUGAUUGUCGUCGGGGAACCAAUCGUUCGAAAUGGCUAUGCCACACGUGUUUUGCUCAACGCGAACUUCGUGCGGCAUCCGGUGAAUGGGUUGACGGCGGCGCUUGCGAUCCUGCUGAAGUAUCCGAACUUCUGCUUGCACAGCUGCGUCGGGCGGCGUUGGAGAAGGAGAAACUGGAAGAACAGACACAUUCUGUUGUUCACGUAAGAGCUCCGAUGAUCUCUCGACGUCAGCUCACUCUGCCGACAAUAGCUACACCAAGUCUUCUUGCCGUACCGUCAGAGUCUGAUAUGAUGGAGACACAGAACGAUACAGAAGACGAUCGUUUCUGGGGAGGUAGUCCAUCACCACGAACACCUCGAAAGAGCGUCGAAUCAUUGAAUUCUGUGAAAAUCACGGCACCAAGUCCACCCGCCAACAGCAUACAUCCAGGUUUUAAUACGAGGGAGUUCGUCAAUAGCCCAUCACCUCGUCCAUCAUCUCCAGUUACAAGGACAAUAUCAAAUGGAAAUGGUAGACUGCCUACGACAGAAAUCGCACCGGCGACUCCGCUUUCCCGAAGUCAAUGCUCCACACCAGGUAGCCCACGAACACCGACAACGUGUCCAAAGAGCCAUUCAAGAAUCCCUACGAUCAGCAGUGAUAACCUUCUGCAGCCAAUCGAUACUCGGCCGAGCAGCAGACGACAGUCAGCCGCUGUCGAUGGGAACCAUAUAACUGAAAAAAGCUGUGGUGCCGGUGGAUGUCGGGAUGACCAUUACUCUGGCGGCCGAGCCCAUUCUGCUGGACAAGUGCACCACCAACAUCAGCAACAUCAUCAGCAACUACAACAGCCUCGGUCGUCAGCUCAGGACUAUCGAGCCAGUAGAUCUCGAAUAGCAAGAGACGUCGUUCCAGGAAUGAGGCCGAACAUGCCAUCGUCUGUUUCCGAAACGAACAUGUGGCAAGGUUGCCAAGGCGCUAAACCAGCACCAAGUGCAGCGAGAUCAGGUCCGAUGAAGAAGCCAGUCGAUGGUCCACCACCACCAUCAUCGUCAUCGAGCAGCGGUAUGAGACCAACGAUAGAUGAUUACGCAUCCCGACGAGCUCGGUUUCGGUCACAGGACAAUGCCAGUUCGGUGUCUAGUUCCAGGGGUGAUCGCCUAGAUGUCAUCAGCUGUGAUUCACGACGAUCAUCGGGUAUUUCGUUACCGUCUCGCUCAACAAGCCAAGACCAACGCUCGUACAAGGGCCUCCAUGUCACUCCAGCCAGCAGUCGCGACUCACUUUCUGUUGCCUCUCUGGCUACCGAAGUGUCGACAGAUUGUUGUACGAAAUCUAGUGUGGCGUCGCAAGCUACCUGUGGUUCGGCGACAACGUUCCUUGGUGAAAUACAACUUAUCCUAUCCUAUGAUAUUUUAUCCGCAUGUAUCAAAGUGCAUAUCAUCCAGUGUCAAUCAUUACCUCAUUUUGGUAACCAUAAACCAAAUCCUUAUGUGAAGGUCAUUUUGAUGCCAAAAGAUCCAGAUACGGGUUCAGUCUUGAAGCAGAAGACAACACCCCGUAAAGGCGAAGUCAAUCCGGUCUUCGAUCAAAUUCUCCAGUUUACUCGGAUAUGUAGAUCCGAAGUGGAUCAGUACAGUCUGAAAGUGUCUGUAUGGCAUAAGGACCUUCUAAGUCAGAAUUCACCUAUAGGAGAGACGGUAAUAUCGUUAUGGGAUCACGAUUGGGAUUCCCCGAAUCCCAUGUGGUAUCAGUUGGAGGCGAAGUCGGUUGGUCAGUGCUUGUGUGAUGUGAUUCGAUCCGUGUGCUUAGCACAGGGAAAGCAAGUCCUACCGGAUCCGUGUCAAUGGAAAAUGGCGAAAGCGAACGUUCACAUUCGCCUGACGUUCUCUCUGUGGGAUCGGGAGCGUCGGAUCGGUCCCCUCUCACUGCUGUUACGAGACGCGCACUUUUCCGAAAUGCCUCAAGCUCUAACAGCACAUCGACACGCAACUCUCGUGGCGUCCGCAAGGCUGUAUUUCAACGAAAAGCCGAUGGAGCGGAGGAAGAGCGAGAGUCGUCAAUUCGAUCAAGUCGAAAGCCAAUGGAAUUGGAGCACGACAUUCCCAAAACAAAAUCUGAACGAUCUCCAUCUAAGAAGCCUGAAAUUGAAGAUCAAGCUACAGACUGGACCAUUUGGGUAUAAAACUAUUGGUCAUGUAGUAUUCAAUGACUAUGAACACAGACGAGGUUAG
Molecule: messenger RNA, 2595 nt
Organism: Haemonchus placei
Lineage: Eukaryota; Metazoa; Nematoda; Chromadorea; Rhabditida; Trichostrongylidae
Source: the annotation of a GenBank genome assembly